CAACAGUACCCUUAGGCAUGACGAGCAGUCUUCACAUAUCUGACCGCCUGGUUUUCACACGUAGCCGUCCCAUCUCGUGAGCCAGUCUCAUUAAACCCACAGCACUGCAAAGAGAGCUGGGUGCUGCUGCUGUUAGAAAACAGGGUGGAGCUGAGCUAAAUGUUGUUAAUCAAAUAUCUUAAUAAACCACGGUGAAAGAACUUUGGGCUUUUAGGAUUUGGCCUAAGAGAUUAAAAACUAACCAAGAAAAGGAAAAAAAAAAAAAGGGCCAUUUGCAGAGGAGGCGAGCUUUGGCUCUUGGCUUUCCAACGUGACCAGUAUGUGCGCGGCAGGCUGCUUUGCGAUCCGUGCGGACACCGCGUGCCACCCGCUGUUACCGCAUCCCGGCGUCAUGCCCGCUUGUGCCCCCGUCAGCACCGACAGCCAAGCCCAGCCGUCAGCGGAGCCGCCGGAGGGCUCAGAGAUGGAUUCAUCAGAACGAUCAACCAUUAGAAGUGAGCAGAAAUCCAGAAAAUUCUUACAAAGUCUAAUAAGAAAGCAGCCUCGGGACCUUCUCCUGGUAAUUGGAACUGGGGUAAGUGCUGCAGCAGGACCAGGAAUCCCAGCGCUGUGCUCCUGGAGAAGCUGUGCUGAGGCUGUAAUUGAAGCAGCUGAGCAGCUGGAGGUGCUUCCUCUGGGAGAAGUUGCUGAAUUUUUUAAAAAAGUAAUCAAAGAUAGAGACCUGCUUGUGGUUGCACAUGAUCUCAUCAGGAAAAUGUCACCACGUACUGGGGGUACAAAGCCCAACUUCUUCCAGGACUGCUUAAUGGAGGUGUUCGAUAAUUUAGAACACAUUCAGAAUCCUGUUGUUCUGCAAUUGAUCCCAAAACGCAUGGAGAGAGGCACAACGGUUCUGACUACAAACUAUGAUAAUUUACUUGAAAUAUUUGGUCAGCAACAGGGUAAGCCUAUGGAAUCUUUACACUUGAAAGAUAAGGAUAAGGUUCUUCAGCAGGCAAGAGGUCAUAUAAAAUACGGAGUUCUUCAUAUUCACGGCUUAUACACAGACCCCUGUGGAAUGGUGCUAGAUUCCUCGGGCUAUAAAGAUGUUACUCAAGAUCCUGAAGUCCUGAAUUUUUUUCAAAAUUUGUAUCAAACCGAACGUUUUUGGUUCUUGGGCUGCAGAGAGACUCUGCAUAAUCAGAUAUUCCAAGCUCUUUUUCUUUAUACUGUAAAGAAUAAAGUGGAUUUAGAACAUUAUAUGUUGGUGCUUAAAGAAAAUGAAGACCACUUUUUUAAGCUCCAGGCAGAUAUGCUGCUGCACGGAAUAGAAGUAGUGUCCUACAGGGACUGCUUUAAGCAAUUCCCAGAGUAUGUACAAGAUCUCACUGCUCAAAUCUGCAAGCAGAGAAGUCCAGGUAAAGUAUCCUCUUUAACAGGGAAUUUUUCAGUAGGAACUUCAUGUAUGGACUGUGCUAAAAGGAAGCUAGGAGAAAAAGGCACUGACUCUCCUAAGAGAAUCAAGCAGCCAGAUAAUGGUCGGGUGCAACUAUUCUCUGCCUGUGCUUCCAGCCAGUUGGACCAAGCUCUUACCAAGGUGAAGCCACAACAGAGGUAAUAUUUGAAUCUGUCAGAAAUUACUUUUGGCAUACCUGUGACUAUCUGUUAGUUGUCUUUUAAAAUGAAGGGUUUUCUAUUAUUUUCUCAUCAGCUGAAUUGCAGUUAGGCUGCUGGAGGCUGAACUCUUUAGGGGUCUGUCAGCACAAGGCUGCUCGCAAGCUUCAAAUUCAGAUCCCUUAGCUGUUAGGAACAAGAUUGUUUCAUAUUUAUAGAACCUGCAUCAUGAUAACCUUUUACAUUUUAACUCUUUUACACUUUUGCCAUGAGUACUUGUUUUCAUUUGUCAGUCUGUUAAGGCAUGCGAUCACAUGGGGAGAAAAGGAUGUAUUAUUAAUGUAGCAGCAAAGACAUACCAUAUUUACAUAGAAUCAUAGAAUCAUUAAGGUUGGAAGAAACUUCUAAAUUCAUCAAGUCCAACUGUGAAACGAACACCCCCACGCCUCCUAAACCAUACCCUGAAGUCCCAUGUCUGCAUGUUUUCUGAACACCUCCAGGGAUGGUGACUCCACCACUUCUCUGGGCAGCCUCUUGCAACGCCUGACCACUCCUUCAGUGAAGAAAUUUUAAGGCCAUUUCCUCUCAUCCUACUGCUUGUUACCUGGGAGAAAAGACCAACACCCACCUCAUGUCAACCUCCUUUCAGGUAGUUAUAGAGAGCGAUACAGUCUCCCCUCAGCCUCCUCUUCUCCAGGCUAAAACAACCCAGCUCCCUCGGCUGCUCCUCACAAGACCUGCUCUCCAGACCCUUCACCAGCUUUGUUGCCUUCCUCUGGACAUGCUCUGGCACAUCAAUGUCCUUCUUGCAGCGAGGGGCCCAAAACUGAACACAGUAUUCGAGAUGCAGCCUCACCAGUGCCGAGUACAGGGGCACCAUCACCUCCCUGCUCCUGCUGGCCACGCUAUUGCUGAUACAAGCCAGGAUGCUGUUGGCCUUCCUGGCCACCUGGGCACACUGCUGGCUCAUGUUCAGCCAGCUGUUGACCAACACCCCCAGGUCCUUUUCCACCAGGCAGCUUUCCAGCCACUCUUCCCCAAGCCCAUAGCGUUGCAUGGGGUUGUUGGGACCCAAGUGCAGGACCCGGCACUUGGCCUUGUUAAACCUCAUACAAUUGGCCUUGGCCCAUCGAUCCAGCCUGUCCAGGUCCCUCUGCAGAGCCUUCCUAACCUCGAGCAGAUCAAUGCUCCUGCACAAUUAUCGUCUGCAAAAUUACUGAGGGCGCACUUGAUCCCCUCAUGCAGAUCAUUGAUAAAGAUAUUAAACAAGACUGGCCCCAAAACUGGGCCCUGAGGAACACAGCUUGUGACAGGCCACCAACUGGAUUUAGCUCAGCCACCCAGCCAGUUUUUUACCCAGUUUUCACAUGGGGGCUUACUGACCUAUUUGCAGUGUAUUUCUAUGGAAAUAUUUAAAAUGUUGUUUAAAUCUCAGAAUAUGCCACCAGUUAUCUCAGAAAGCAGAUAAUAGAUAGUUUUGAUGCAGGAGAAUUAAAACCAGUUAGUAUCUAAUUGUAUGUUUGUAGACAGUUUCUACUGUAUAAGUUUGACUUCAGUUGAACUACUGAAAUGAUUAAGGUUAGGCACCGCGUAACUAUUCUUCUGAGGUGCUCUUACUUCACCUACUACUGAACCGUUUCAGCACUAAACUGACCUAAUUACUGGUCCAGUUGCCAAUACAGGUAGUCAUCUGCGAUUUUGUAGUCAGCUGUCUCACACCUCAGUGUCUUCAGGAGAGCAUGUUCAGGAGCACUUUGUUCUGAUACCAGCACAUUCCUAUCUGGCAGUCCUGGAGGGUUGGGAGGUUACUUUAGUCAGGUUUCUCUGCUUAUGUUCCCUGUGGAUUUGAUCUGUUACACAUUCUGAGAUCACAUCACACUAUAAUGAGGUAUUACAGGGAGUGGAAGGGAUGGUCUGUCAGAUGACCUUUCUGUCUGAAUUCUAGUAUGUCAACUCUUUACUCCCACAUCAGAAAAACAAUUUCUGCUUGUUCUCUAGUACAUAUGUGUGCAAAAUGAAAAGCUUAGAAGUGAUGUGUGUGCUUCUUUCUAGACCAGCAACUACUGUGAUGGGUAGAGUUGAUGUGGUGUGGAAGUCUUUGUCCCUGUUCUGAAGUAGGUAAAGAUCUGAAGACAUUUUGCCUAGAAAAGCAAUCUGGAACCAUGCAUCCACAUUGACUCUUGUCCCUUCUAUGCCAGAAGAAAACAUCCAGUCGUCUUCCAGUGUUGACAGUCUGGAAACCAUACUUGGGUUUUAGUAUGUGAGAUAAUUGUGAUCUCAAAUAUCAGUUGUCAAGGUUUCAGAUGUAUUUUUUAAAAGGUAAACAUCAAAAGCAAAACCCACCUGAAUAUAGACUCUACUCAUGCUUUCCCCUUUGAGAGGUCAUAUUUAUGCAUACAUUGCUUUUGAAAAUUAAGUCUUUUAGCAUCACAUAUAGCAUUAUCUGUAAGACACUGGCCUCUAAAAUUUGCUUCCCUAGUCAGCAUGAAUUGGCUGUUUUGAAAAGUGGCCAGUCAUGCUCUUUUGGAUACUGAUGUAUCAGCUUGGAACAUUUUAAUUGUUGCUUCAAGCGGCACCAAAAUUAAUCUGAUGAGCCAAGAUAUUUACGACCCUGAUUAUGGCAACUUUUUAAGCCCAACCCUAAAGUCACGUGAGGACAACCCUACGUCAUGUCACUCCUUAUCUUGGGCUUGAAGUCAGGGCCACAUUAGGAAAUCACACCCCCUCCCUUUGGUAAGGAUCUGCUUACACCUAAGCAUUGGCGGUUCUUCCAUUUUGUAGACAUUGCUGAAGCCCCUGACUCAAGUCCCAUUUAUUUGUAUCCUGAAAAAGCAGAUAAGUAAGGGGUUAUUUUAAUUCCUAACAUACACAAUAUGAAGGUAGAAAUGCCCAGUUUUGUUUUUUUUAUUUCCAUCGCCCCAGUCAAAGAACAGAUUUUAGUCAUCUUAGGGAUGCGAUUGCCUUGCAGCUACCUUAGGAUUGAAAAUAUAGUCAAAAGGGACAGAACCUGAGACUUGUCUGUUCCAUUUAUCUGUUAAGUGAAAGAGUAACUUGUUUAAGGCCCUGUUCAAAUUACUACCCAAGUAUUGUGAAAGAACUAACCAUACAAACUGGCAUGUUCAGUGAUGUUUGCCAAUUCUACUGUAGAUGGCUCGUUUUGUACUUACUUCAUAACUUUAUUUUUUAAAUAGGAAUAAGAUACUUACUGAAAACAAACUUGUUGAUCAUUUAUUAUCCUGUUUUGCUCAAGCUGUGUAAUGAAGGUGAUAGGACAUCUUUGAUGGUGGCAUACAGUCUUAAUAAAAUAUUUAAAGCCAA
Molecule: messenger RNA, 4911 nt
Organism: Phalacrocorax carbo (great cormorant)
Lineage: Eukaryota; Metazoa; Chordata; Aves; Suliformes; Phalacrocoracidae
Source: RefSeq, a predicted model, not a curated record